Photinus pyralis (common eastern firefly) is the source of this 851-nucleotide messenger RNA. Its product is annotated as farnesol dehydrogenase-like. Bases 16 to 798 code for a protein of 260 amino acids. The transcript is spliced from 4 exons. Gene Ontology annotation, molecular function: oxidoreductase activity. NCBI's taxonomy places the organism in Eukaryota, Metazoa, Arthropoda, Insecta, Coleoptera, Lampyridae. The record is from RefSeq and is a predicted model, not a curated record.
UACGUCUGGAGGUCGAUGGGUAUUUUAUGCGCAUUCGAAAGUGCACUUCGGCCAGAAAUGGAUCGUUGGUAUGGCAAAGUGGCGGUAGUUACCGGUGCUAGUUCUGGCAUCGGGGCUGCGAUCGCAGCGAAUUUGGUCAAUUCCGGAUUGAAGGUGGUGGGUAUGGCGAGGCGCAAAGGGCGGUUAGAUGAAUUUCAAAAAAAUCUGGAGGGAAAGGCGGGUCAGUUUUUUCCUGUGGAAGCCGACGUUAGUAAAGAGGGCGAUAUUUUCCGUGCGUUCGAUUGGAUAACGCAGAACGUUGGGGUCGUACAUAUCUUGGUGAAUUGUGCCGGUAUCAUUCGACCAAAGGGUCUAAUAGAUGGAGAGACGAGUCACUGGAGAGAGAUAUUUGACACCAACGUGCUUGGGUUAUGCGUGGCUACAAGGGAAGCGAUCAAAAUAAUGAGGGCCAAUGAGAUCGAUGGUCAUAUUGUACACAUAAACAGCGUCGCAGGCCAUUACGUGCCUCAUUUGCCCGACAUGAAUGUCUAUCCAGCGUCAAAAUUUAGUGUAACCGCGCUGACCGAGACUCUGCGACAAGAGCUGAACGCCAUCAAUAACAAAAUUAAAGUUUCGAGCAUCAGUCCCGGUUUAGUUAAAUCUGAAUUGGUUUCUGGUGUAGAUGUGAGAUAUGUCGAGGACGACGUCCUUGUUUUGAACCCCGAAGAUAUUGCCGAUGCUGUCGCAUAUGUCAUUAGCACCCCUCCUCACGUUCAAGUACACGAACUCACCAUUAGACCCAUAAGUCAAACGGCUUGAGAAACUGAAAGUAAUAGCUGCACUAAACCGUACGAAUUAACAUUGAUCUGUUA